CACAAAAUAUCGAUUGGAACUGGUUAUGGAACCUGUGUGUCUCAAAACCUAAUAGAUCAAUGGCCUGAAGAGUACAAGAUUCAAACUAGGAAAUAUAUUGAAGCUCAGUUGCUAAGCUUCUCUACUUAUACCAAAGGCUGGUUCUUCUGGAACUGGAAAACCGAAAGUGCACCUGAAUGGGAUUACCAAAAGUUGAGGGAGCACGAUUUAUUCCCACAUCCAUUUGACAAUUAUACGUAUUAUGAAGCCAUUGAUGAUCCGAACUCGUCAGCGUCAGACAAUAAAGACUCUACAUCUUCUGUUAAAAUGAAAUUUACUACCUCCUCGAGUGGUCGUAGUAGUGUCGUAAAUUCAAACAAAGCCGACAUUUCCAAAACGUCAAGCGAGAGUGAUAGUUCAAGUACGUCCAUUCAUGGUGGUAAAACUAUCUCUACUAGUUCCACCAGUUUCGCCCAUUCCAACAGCACUGUUGCUUCACACAAGAAUGGGUCGUAUACCAUUAAGAGUUCUAGUAUUUUAACUUCAAUCUUUGCCUGGAGUUUAACUCUAAUGCGUUUCACUUACGGUAUUGGAUUUCUUGUUUAA
Vanderwaltozyma polyspora DSM 70294 is the source of this 585-nucleotide messenger RNA. RefSeq names its product exoglucanase repeat family protein. NCBI's taxonomy places the organism in Eukaryota, Fungi, Ascomycota, Saccharomycetes, Saccharomycetales, Saccharomycetaceae. The annotation marks the transcript as partial. The transcript has a single exon. The record is from RefSeq and is a predicted model, not a curated record.